UUCAAAGUAUAUUUUGCGUAGAAAAUACUUCGCCUUGCAAAGUAAUGUAGAUUUAUUUGUGACAAUUGGCAGUUUUAUCUCCCAUUCUCUCCGUUGAAUAAUGAGUGACUUUUUUUAGAAAGUCUAGAAUGAACAGGUAGCGGCCAGCCGUCACAAAUGACUUCACAUUCACCCAACAGAUUACCUUGGUACUUUGCUGCGUUUCAUUUUGAAGGUAGGGUGUUUUAGUCAUGCAUUGAAUGUUUUCAAACUAAAUGGUUUUCAGCUGCGAAAGUAACACACCGAACUGUUCAAAUGAAUAGCUGAACUUAAAUGACUACCCUACAUCGAAAGCAGCUUGGAAUAGCUUGGAAGAACACAAAGGGUUUAUAUUUCCGCCAUUGGAUCGUUUUGGAUGGCUUAACCUUACUCUUUUUGUUGUGGUAGCAACUCCACAUGUCAAGCAAAUAUACUGGAAAGCCUUCGAGUUCCACUCAGUGACUGCAUGAGGUGAUUUGAAUGUAAUAUCCGUUGAUAUAACAUUUGGCAGUCAAAUUCAAACAAUUUAUUCGGCUGGCGUGUGAAGGAACUAAAUGAGUGCAAGACUCUGUUUGCUUAGCGAGUUUAUUAUGAUAUAAUAUGACGCUUACAUGUUGCGCAUUACAACCUCACCUCUCAAUAAACGAUGAUCAUUGUAAUGUUUGCCUGGAUAGCACAAUACUGGGGAUCUGAGAGUACAUGGUGGUUCAAUAAGUUAUCUAUGUUAUGCAUUACAAUAAAAAUACUAAGAACUAAAGCUAUAUGAUAAGGAAAGAUUCCUUUAGUAUAGAGAUCAGAAAAUUCUUCUAAAAGGAAAAUCAGUCUUAAAAUAAUUGAGAAGGAAACCGUUAUUUCACCUGUUUCUUGAAAUUUGACGAGGCAGCUAAGCUUCUACCAUAUGUUUAAGUCUUAUAAUGAUCUGGUAGCACACACAACAAAAAUAAAAGGCCUAGUCCAUUUCAUGGGAAAGUAGAAGUAAAAAUAUCUCUUCCAGGUUGAUGCCCUUAGUUUUUUAGCCAUGCUUUGACUAAACAUUUAGUACAAGAAAUAGUACCAUGGCUAUCAUUGAUACUAUGAUAGUGGAAACUGGAAACAAGUCCUUGGAAAUCCAAAGGGGAAACCUUAGACAUGGUUGGGUAUCUCACUUGUUGACUUGGUGGAAGGGAUGAGUCCAGGAAGGUAAAACUGUUGCUUGAGGGAUGGGGAUUUAAUAUUACUGAUUGAAUAAAACUGAAACUCAAAUAUAGGACCUUGUAAGACUUCAUGUAUAGCCAUUUUGUGUAAAAUCAUAAUUGUUUAAUUCCCAUGUAAGUUUUGCUUUUGGGCAGUCUUAAGUCUAAAGGCCAUGAUGGAUUCAUGGUUAGGUGUAAAGCAAUUUGCCCACAAAUCAGAGGCUAAUUUACUUUGUGCUUAAUGGCAUUAAUUCUAAGUGUUCUUAUUUUUUGUGCAUUAGAAUACAAUUAGAAUUUUCAUAUUGAUGCUUCUGGUAGUAAAUUUGGAUUUUUUUUUUCUUCUUUUCUUGUUAUUAAGAAAAUGGGAACCAGUGGAGAAGGAACCAAAUUUCAGUGCAAGGUCUGACCAAUAUUCUUCAGUUGCAAUUUUUACUGAUUUUGCAAAUUUAUGAGUCAAAUUCCUACUUUUCCUUCAGUUAAAUUUUUAAAAUUGUUUUAACACUGUUUUGCUUACUUUUAAUUCAAAGCUUGUAGGGAUAACAGAUGUUGCUAGCCCAGAGGGUGGGGAGAUGUGUGCUGAGGCUUUAAGGAAAUUAAAGGUGGAGUGUACCUGUUCAUGAGUCAUGUUAAUUCAUGAAACUUGAAUCAAAGCUCAAAUUUAUUUUUUGCCAUAAUGGCAAUUAUUAGUUAUGCUAUAUUUCUAAAACAUGACAAUUAUAGGCUGUGUUAUUCCUUGAACAUGCCACCAUAAAACUGCCUGAAUUGCAUUAUUAUAACCUACCUGUAAGUACUAAAAACUUCUCAGUGUACUUACCACAGGCAAGUCUGCCAAUAUGACAAAUUGAUACUGCCUAUAGUUGAUCAUGAAAUCUUGUCAUAAACUGCCAUUCAUUCAGCCCAAUUUGGUACCUGGCCCCUUCUCUAUUGCCUUAUCUCAAUGCACAGAAAUAUCUUUUUGCUUAUCCUUCCUUCUGGUAACAUAAUAAUCAUUUCAGUCCUGGACUGAUAGCUAGUAAUAAUGUGUGUCUGUUUUAUUAUUAUUAUUAUUAUUAUUAUUAUUAUUAUUAUUAUUAUUAUUAUUAUUAUUAUUAUUAUUAUUAUUAUUAUUAUUAUUAUUGUUAUUUAUACUAGGCUCAGUCAAAGAAAAAGGGGCAGCACAAAGAGAAGGUGACACUGGCUAUUACUUUGGAAGGUAUCAGGAUAGAAGAUGAGACUACUCAAGUAAGUGUGCAAAUAAGUCAAAUAUUAUUUAACCACCAUGUGAUUGCCAUAGACACAGUGACAUUUAAGCUGCACCUAUGAGUGUGCAACUCAAAUUCUGGAAAUUCCUAGGAAUUCUCAAAAAUUCCCAAUUAUGAAAAUGACCCUUGCAAAAUGAAUUCCCAGUUUUCUGGGAAUUCCUAGGGAUUCCUAGGAAUUCUCAAAAAUUCCCAACUAUGCAAAUUAACUCUGAUUUAAAAAGCUUGGAAUUACUGGGAAUUUCUGGGAAAGAAGACUCCAGUUUUGUGAGGACUUGGAAUCCCUAGGAAUUUCUAGGAAUUCUCAGCUUUACAAACUACCUAUAAUUUAAGAAGUGUGGAACUCUUGGGAAUUUCUGGGAAUUGAAUUUGAGGCAAUUUUAAUACCCUGAGGUCCACAUAAAUUCUAAGAAAUUCUCAAUACCUUGAAUGUGAAGGUUUUAAGAAAAGGAGUAAUUUCAGAGGCUCAAAACUUUGGCUCAAUAAAAGGUAUGCUAUACAAAACUUACCAAGAGAUAUACAUACAUGUAUAUGUUUAUAACUUAAAGAUCAUGAAAUUUAUUAUUCAAACAAAGUUUUAGUAAAUCUUUACAUUAAUAUGGAUUUUCUCAUGAACCAGUUGUCAGUUAUGUUAAAUGGAAAUUUCCAAUUAAUCCAAUGUACUCAUAUGACAGAUUUGCUCUCUAACCUCAAAGGACUCUUGGAUUCCAUGAUCAAAAAAUAUUUUUAUUGUGAUGCAAAUUAAUGUCUCAUGUUCACUGAUGUGCCAAAAUCAUCAAACAUUCAUUAGCUGUUCCUUGGUACACAACUUCCACAAUUAUUAACAAUAAUUACAAUGUUAUCUACACUUAAAGAACUUUGUUAGUUAUGAACAUAAGUUACUUCCCUAACCUACAUUACUGGUUGCCUUUGUUAGAAAACCUUGGAACGGUCAAGCUCAGUUGCCUCAAACACUGUCAGAGACUUUUUGUUGACAAUAUUCUUAAUAGAAAUUUCAUGGCUUAGACAAACAAAUUCAACACUUAAUUAAUCUUUCUUUUUUCAUGAUUGUUGUUUCUGGUUUUUUUUCAGUUUUUUGCUCUGUUUUUGUGACUAAUUGCUGUAAUUUGUUUUGUUGUUUUUAUUCUUACAAAACAUUUUUUUAAGAGUUCCAAUACUUGUGGAUCAUCCACACACUUUGCAAACAUUUGCCAUGCAGACAAGACAGAGGUAGUCAAUGUUCCCUUUGAGAAAAAACACCUUUUAAAUGACGUCUUCAAUUUACUUUAUUUGAAACUCUGAUCUGAAAAUAUUUGUCAACAAGACUUGUUAGUUGUGAGAAGUACCAACCAAGUUUCCUUUCAUAACUUAAUUUCUUAAAUGUCCCAAUCACUGGAUCUCCCAAAAUAUAUUACAUCUUUUUAUUUUUGGUGCAAAAUACAAGUCCUUCUUUAUAUAAAAAUGAAAAGUGCAAGUCACACUUCAAUAAUAACAGCUCUAAAGUUUACUUGUUGUUCUUCUCUGUCUGUCAGCUAUCAACAAAAUUGUUUUAUACUUCGGACAGUGCAUAACUAUUUGUGGACCAGAGUUCCAACGCACCUCUGUAAUCGCAUAUAGUUACUUCUGUCUCUUGUACAAAUGUUUCUCCUUUGUAAGACGCACUCUACUCUGUUGUCACUACUGCUUUAAGUUCAGUGGAAACGACUGACUGAGGAAUCAAGAUGGCGAUGUUGGAACGUGUUGCUGAACGCUUGCUACGGUCAAGCUUUGUAGAUGUAGGUACUGGUACACUGGGAUCAUCUAUGUAUCUCUUAUACUUCCUAAUGUGGUGUCCUUCUUUUAUAAAUAUGAGGAUAAAAGACGAUUUGUAGUCGCAUUCAAAACUGUGAUUGGCUUGUGUUAUUUCUCACCUUUGCCAUGAACACAACUCAAGUGAGUUUCGAGUCUUUUUUUCCUCGACAACUUUCGGCCACAAAUCGUGCAUUUGUAAUACGAUCGAUUCUUGUCGAUUAUUUCUACAUAGAGUGAGCUCACAUCAUUAUUUAUAUCACCAAGGUAUCCAUCAUCUAGAAGCAGAGAACCAGUCGGAGAAGUCAGAAUAAAGUUAUGCGCUUCUCUUAACACUGCAAUCGGCAAGCCAGCGGAUUCACUUUGCUAGCCAAUGACAAGUCCUAAAAGAUCCACGUGAUCAUGCCUGUGAUCGGAAACAAAGAAGACUCCAUUUGGCGCUCAUCUUUGAAUGUACUUUUCAUCGGUUGAUCGUUUUUCUCAACUGUUUUGCUUAAUAUAACAUUUCUAAAGAUAGCUUUUAUUGUGGUUCAAUGGGAAAACGAGAACAGCGUGAGUGCUGUAAAAGAAAAGAAAGUCGUUGGCGCCGUGGAGUUAAAAGAAGGGACAACAGUUGACAUAUUGACUGGUACAAACAAGAGUCGAGUGGCCAUCUGUAAAGCUACGAUUUUGAAAGUUUGUGGUGAGUAAAAAUUGCGAUGUUCGUUACGUGAUCAAAAUCUUAUAAAAGAAUAGAUGUAGCGGGUUGAAUUAAGCUUACAUAACGCUCGGCGCAACUGAAACUAGAAUAAUUCUGAGAAUCGAAUCGGUCACUUGCAUGCCGCAGUUUCUUAAGCUUAUGUUUAAAAUGAAAUAAACCUAUCAGUAAGGUUUCAAGAUUCCUCUAGUCACGUUUGGGAACAUUCGAGAUUCAUAAUAGGAACUGUUAUUAAACAAACCUUAUUACAUAAAGAAGCCCUCCUUGGUAAAAACAAAAUAAUGUAUUCAGCCCUUUUUUGGUAAAAUCUAUGAGAGAGAUGUACUAACUCCAAUAUAAAAGUCACUCAAUAUAACAGAGAUUUCUCAAUUUGGGAAUCCAAUGAAUGCCCUUUUCCUCAUAGCCAUCUUGUAGGCCUGGUCUGAGCUUUAAAUAUAUAUAAAUAAAUUCUUUUUUUUCAAAUUCAGAUGUCAUGGAAUCCAGAUACAAAAUGGUCAAGCUUCUUGUAGACAACCUCAUUCAAGGCCAACUCAUUGUGAGCCCAGGAAAAAAAAUACAAACAGCAGCUAAGUUUGCAGUUUAGGAUAACUUCAUUCUAAUUUAUUGUUACAGUUACAACAAGAUUUUAAGAGUGCUUGGUUUUCAAAUAUAAUUUAAGAUAUUGUGUUUUAUGGAAAAGAAUCAACAGAUUUUAUUCACAAUUUGUGUCAAACCAAAUUUAAUGAUUGAUUAGGACUGUUUUAUAUGAAUAGCUGUAAUUGAGGAUUAAUCCAUAUGAAGUUUUCAAGAAAAGAAAAAUAAAUCAAGUUUCAUCCUAAUAGUACCACACAUUGAUGUUAAUAAUUAAUCAAAAAUAUUUUACAUGUAAGCCUUAACUAAGCUUCUAAAUAAAUUUCAUUGAAUACUUGAAUUUUAGCUGGGUUUUUUUUUUAAUUUAAAGUAUUUAUUUUAUAUCAUUAGCCUCAAAUUUUUGCUUAAAAUUCCCAGUAAUUCUUAAACAUUCCUAAAAAUUCCCAGAAAUUCCUAGGAAUUUUUUAGAUUUACAGCUUUUCAGGGAAAGUCAUUGGUUCUCUGAGUUGGAAUUCCUAGGAAUUCCAAGUCCUGUUGGCUAUAAACUUGGAAUUUCUAGGUUUUUAGAACCAGAGUUGUUAUGGUUGGGAAUUCCUAGGAAUUCCUAGUCCGAAUUUACCGUGAAAAUUCACACCUUUAUUCCUAGGAAUUCCAAAAGCCAUUUUGCAAGGGUUAACUCUUAAAUCUCAUCCAAAUGUUGCUUUCACUUUUUCCAUCUAAUUACCAAAGAGAAUUUUCAAGGGGCAGUAUAUAGUUCAAAUGUUUUGUUACAUUUUACAUUAUGUUUUCUUUAUCAAUUAUUUACCCAUUGACUUAUCCAUUUACUUAUUUAUAUUUUCAUGUAUCCACUCAAGUCAAAAAUAGCUUGAGAGUACUGAACAAUGGAAGGGCUGAACAGCAGAAGGGAAAGAUACAAUUAAAUCUCCAGGUGCCCCUUCCAUCUCAUUACUUUUUGUUGUGUUUUUAUAGGUUUUUCUGAUUUAUUUAUUUGUUUUUAGAAAGUGCAGCAUAUGCAUCCUGUCAAGAGAAUAUCAUUUGUCACUCCGGACCCAGAUGAUAAGAAAAUAUUUGGUUAUGUUUGCAGUCAGCCUGAUUGUUCCACUGGAUAUACAUUCUAUGCUCUGAAGUCAGAAAAUGUAAGAAAUUAAAGAAAUUAUUUGCUUUGUUAACUGAAUUACAGGAAAUGCAUGGGCUAAUUGUAGGAGACAUGAUGCAUGGUCUUGGUUUGAGACAUGUCUUUUCACCAUGUUUUGUUGUGAAUGGGAUCUGAUGUCUCACUCUCCCAAUGCCUCUCUCAGCUGAGGAACAUAUGGAGGUAUUAGAAAACUGCUAAAGAAUUAACUUAGUUGUCAAAUUGCUGCACUGGGACAACUAUUAUGGCCCAGGAUUCAACUAGGGUAAGGAUGCAUGCAGUAUCCCUGGUUAUGUCAUACGCUCAUGAAAGUGGAAUGAGCAUCUGGAUCAAGCUCCAGCAGCAGGGGCCAUGGGCUUGACAGUAGACUUACCUUAUAACCAGUAACUAAUAGUUGGUUUCAGUUAUUCAUAUGUCAUCACCCUUUAUAUGGAAAAGGUAUCCAAGUCUUUUACUGUUCAAAGAGAUAUGCAGGGGAAUGUAUUUCAUAUCUAAUUAUGACAAUACAAAUGGAGAUACAAUUGAUCUCCUUUUCCCACAUUCUCUUUUCUGUAUAAAAAUUUAAAUUCAAUUUUUUAAUUUAAAUUUAAAAAUUUUUUUUUUUUAAAUUCAAUUUUUUUUAAUGGGAAUUUCUUAGUCAGCAGAAAAAAUUUUCAAAUAUUGAGCUACCCCAAAAUUCCUGUUUCAGUUAAUUUAUUGUAUAUGUUUUUGUGCCACUCUGAGAGUAGCAUUUCCUGUUGAAAAGAAAUCAUUGAGGAGAAACAUUUUUGUCAGGGAAGUAUGCAAAUUGUAUCUUGUUCAAGAGGAAAAUACUUUAAAUCUACUUUACAAUAGUGCACUUUGAUUUGAAGGCUUGCAAGAGUUCUCGGCUGCAAAUUUUUAGUUUCAAAUUCACUCAUGCAAAUAAAAAUUUUCAUAACAUUUAAUCUUAAAUAUUGCUCAUUAAGCACUUAAUUAUUCUAAGCAUGUGUUAUUUUUUCUUUCAGGCAAAGGUCAUAAUUGAUGCCAUUAUUGAACUUUUUGAGGUAUCAGUAACUCUUAGACAAAGGGCUGGAUCAGCAAAGGAGCAGGUCACCAGAAAUUCAUCAAAUGGUACUGACUGCAGAACCGUUGAUUUUGUUGAAUGAUUAUAACUACUGUAACAAGACUGUUCCACAAAAAUAAGUAUUUUAAAAUAACUCGUAUGUACUGGUCCCAUAUUUCAAUUCUUAUUUUAAAGUUACCAUGCUAUAUGCUAUAUUGCCUGAUGUUUUAAUGGUGUGUUCAUGAGAAAGUAAGUUUGUCACUGACUGACAAUGACUGAUAAGUUGAGGGAAUUUUACACUUCCAACGAUCUUACUGACCAUCACAUUCUCUUUUGAAGAAUGAGGUGAUUCUUAGGCAAGUACCCUACUCGACUUAGCUCGUCCGUAUCAUAAUCAUUAGCAGUUUGGAGUCAUUUUUUUCCAGUGAAGAAGUCCACUCUCUUCUACUUUUUCAGUUCACUCUCUUUAGCUUGUAACACGAACUAAACGUGCGAGAGAUUCCUGUUAUCUCACUGUCGUAAGCUGUACCUUUUCGUAGAGGAAAGUACGCGUGAUAAACAACACAUGUCUCUACUAUGUGGAACUUUUUGAAAAAUGGUAAAAUAGUGAGCAGCAAUGCACGAGCUGAAAUAGGAAUAACUUGCUUCUUCUAGUAAUUUGCACUGCUAUUACAUGAAAAAUGCAUCCGUUUUCAGCCAAUCAGAUGCGCUCAAUUUUUUCAUGUAUAUCAUUAUUAUUAAGGGUAUUAGCUCAAUUUGAAGACAACUUCUGUUAGGUUCGGUCAUAGUCUUGUAUUCAGACCUUUCACGGCCAAGCAGUUGAGUGGUCCCUACAUUUUAGUCACAGUUAAACGGUAGGAUCUAGGUACGAGGUUAGUUCGGUCAGUCUUUGGAAUCUCUAAUCGUGGCUAGUAGUAACUGCUUGGUACGUAGGUUAACAAAGAUAGAGGUCAUUUGCGUGCAGCCGAGGAUCUUCUUUCACUGAGCACGAGAAUGUCUCAAGUGGGUGAGCUGUAGUGAAUUAGGUACAUUUCUUGACUCCCGGAAGUAAAAGAAACUCUGUCGUUUUUUUUUUCGCUAGAGAACCGGACCGAGCUACAGGAAAUGAGAGCUCGUUUAUCCAACUUACAGGCACAGCUCAGGGAAAAAGAUGACCAGUUGCGAGAGAAGGAAGGGAUUAAUGUAAACCUCCAAACUCGCUUGAAUACAAAAAAUCAACAACUGGAAGAGAAAAUUAGACAGGAAGAGAAUUUAUACCAAAAACUGCGGGCAAUGGAAGAGCAGAUUUCACAAUCUCAAGCACAACUAAGGGAGAGAGAGUCGGAAAAGGCCAACCUGUUAAAGGAAAGAGAUCGCCAAAACGGAAACCUGCGUGCAAUGCAUCAGCUGAAGACCAAAAUGCAGGAGCAGCUGGACAGGAAAGAGCAACAAUUAGUUGAAUCGGAAUUGCGAUUAAGGGAAAUGAAUCAGCAACUGAGAGAUCUUGAAGUUCAGAUCAGAGAGAAAGACAGAGCAACUUUUGCUUUGCAAGAACGUUUAGGAAUUACGGUACAACAAGUUGGUGAGCUAGAAGAACAGCUGACAAGAAAAGACCGGGAAAAGAAUGAACUAGAAAGAAGCCUUUCAACAGCUCAGCAGAUAUUACGUGAUAAUCAGGCUCAAAGAUCACCAGACUGGGUUAUUCCACGUCAUCAAAUUCAGCUGACGACCAAAUCCCUCGGUAGAGGUGCUUGGGGAGAGGUUGUCCAAGGAAGGUUCUGUGGUUGUGUCGUUGCCGUGAAAACGAUACAUGAUUUGAUUCUUUCUCCUCACAACCGCAGGUUGUUUGAACGAGAAAUGGACAUUGCCUCGAGAUGUCGACACCCUUGUUUACUGCAAUUCAUUGGAGCAACAAACGACGACCACACACCUUUGUUUCUUACAGAGGUCAUGGAAACAAGCUUGCGAGCACUUUUACAGGAAAGAUUUCUAUCUCAGACAGAAAUCACCGUUAUUGCUCUGGAUGUGGCUCGAGGACUAAACUACCUCCACCAAAAACGCCCCAUCCCUAUUCUUCACCGUGACAUCAGCAGUGCAAAUGUGUUGCUCUGGAGACAAGGUACUCAAUGGCGAGCUUAAGUGUCAGAUUAUGGCACUGCUAAUUUCAAGAAACAGACCAUGACGGUUGCACCUGGGGCUCUAAUCUACAGUGCACCUGAAGCACGUGCUACAAAUCAAACAGUCCAGGUUUGCUCAGAUUGAUGAUCUAACGGCACUUUUUUGACUCGAUGAGAUUAUUCGUGCUUUUUGAUUCCAAUUUAUUUUAUGUGUUAUACCUUAAGACAUCGUAACAUUUUGAUGGAGAGUAAUAUAAAAGCCUCCUUUCUCUGUAAUUGGGCAUUUUCUUCACGGGUAGUUCUCUUCUUUACGAUGGCCGCCUUUUUUACCUCAGUUUUGGAACUAAAUCUUUCCAAAGUUGAACCACCAGUCGAAAAAAUUGCUUUCCUCAUAUAGAAAUGGUGCUCUUAUAUGUAAAUGACAGUUUGCAAAAGUAAGAAUUUGAAAAGUAAGACGUGUCUCAUGAUCACUAAUUCAUAGUUUGCUCAAUAAUGGGCAAUUGCCCUCGCAAAAAAAAAAAAGCACUGAACAGUGACGAUUAUUGGCAUGAACCUUUUUCACCUCAUUAGAAGCUCAAAGACUCUUUAGAGUGAGAGAGGAAACAAUAUUUGAAUGUUGUUUCCUCUCUUACCUUAAAGUGCAGGAAGGGAUUUCUUAGGAAAAGGCUAAAAUCGAAUCAUUUCUGUAACUGCAUUCGCCGUUAAAAGCGUUGGUUUAAUAAGAUUCCCAUGCCGCAAGAGUUACUUUCUUAAUAUUCCGCCUAUUCAGGGUAUUUUCCCACAAUAGCCGUAAAAGCAUGCACGGUGUUGCAUCUCUCUGUGCUGUCAUUUAUUUCUUCAUUUUCUGUGGUCAGGUUGAUGUCUACAGUUUUGGUGUACUUCUUUGUGAGAUUUCCAUCCGUGAAUUACCAGACCCUGAAAGACGAGAACAACAAGUAGCAAUGGUGGCAAACAAUGUGCUUCGAGCUCUUAUCAGAGGAUGUUUGGAAACAGACCCUCAGGCCAGACCAACUAUGGAAGAAAUAAUUGAUGAAAUAGAACCGGAAGCGCAGGGCACCUUUUGAUAGAGUUUUCUAAUCAACUUCAAACAUAAUGUUGUCUGUAUGGUUUGCAGUAUUGCUACUGUACCGGACGAUCAUAUAGAAGAUCCUGCAAAGAAAACUCCAUCUUUCCCGAUGUAACUUAAGUGUUCGGAUGUAUCUUCUGAAAACUUGUAGACUUUUUCUGUCUAGGCGUGUUCAGCUUUCCAUUAUUCCUUACCUAGGUAUUUACACGCUGAUCUCGUAAGGAUUUAGAUAAAAGCGUCCGUUUGAUGUGUAAAGAAAGAAGGCACAGUCCGAUACCACCAAGAAGGUGUCAUCAAGAGUCCAUUUUCGGGCACCUGCUUUAAUCGAUAAAAGCAGGCUUGGCACGGAUUGGCACGACUGAGCCCUCUCAGCGUAAAUCAUCAAUCUUAUUGUCAGACUUAUUUAUCGUCUGCAAAUGUAAUAGCAUACCAUUAUGAUUUUUUUGCCUAACGUUUCAUUACAAAACUUCCGUCCGUCGAUAUAAAUUUCUAUUGCGAUAUUUAUAGUGUGUUGGUUUGGUUAGACUAAAUACAGCUAUCAUUUUUAAUUUU
This is a messenger RNA of Pocillopora meandrina, 11332 nucleotides long. Lineage: Eukaryota; Metazoa; Cnidaria; Anthozoa; Scleractinia; Pocilloporidae. The record is from the annotation of a GenBank genome assembly.